Malaclemys terrapin pileata is the source of this 3499-nucleotide messenger RNA. RefSeq names its product tripartite motif containing 72 (gene TRIM72). The record is from RefSeq and is a predicted model, not a curated record. The coding region runs from base 728 to 2611 and encodes 627 amino acids. NCBI's taxonomy places the organism in Eukaryota, Metazoa, Chordata, Testudines, Emydidae. The transcript has 7 exons. Gene Ontology annotation, molecular function: protein binding; zinc ion binding.
AAAUAAUCUCUCUAGGCAGAGGCUAAAAAUGUUCCUCGGUGUCUCUCUCUCUGUUCGUAUCUGUUCUCUUCUGUUUGUGCGUCUGUCUCCCUCCCUCCAUCCCUCUCCCUCCCCCCCGGCCCAACUCUGUGUCCGACGCAUGGAGAAGCCAUCCAGGCCCCCUUUGCUGCAUGUCAGGCCCCUCCGGAAUGGGUCUCACCCAUCUCUACCUAUUGGGGAUCAGUCUAUUCCCUCCCUUCUGCUUUCACCCCCUCCCAGCGCCCCUCUAGCCCCUUAUUCCCAGCUGCAAUGUGGACAAGGUGGGGCAGGACAUGGAGAAAGCCAGGCUGGCUCAUCCCACUCGGGAAAUGGCCUUUAUUGGUCCUCAGACGUGGUCCUGACAUUGGCAUGCAGCAUAGUCUGGGGAGUGUUCAGCCCUGCAGACCGCUCCCCAUCAUGCAGGGGGGAGGGAUAGCUCAGUGGUUUGAGCAUUGGCCUGCUAAACCGAGGGUUGUGAGUUCAAUCCUUGAGGGGGCCAUUUAGGGAUCUGGGGCAAAAAUCUGUCUGGGGCUUGGUCCUGCUUUGAGCAGGGGACUAGAUGACCUCCUGAGGUCCCUUUCAACCCUGAUAUUCUAUGAUAGCAAAAAGCACAGCACAGCAUAGCAUGAAAUUCAUAGAUUCCAGACGGGACCAUUAUGAUCAUCGAGUCUGAACCCCUGGAUAACACAGGCCCAUCUGUAACCCACACAUGCUGCAGAUUAAGCCAAAUACUUCUUGUCCUACCUGCACUACAGUACAACGACUGCAACACAAUGCACCUCACGGCACCAAAACACCAUGCAACGCAAUGUCAAUCGAUGCACGUGGAAUUCACUGCGAUCAAUACUUUGUGCUUAACGAGACUACAGGGCAAUGCCAGGUCACGCACGGCACACUGCAGCAGAGGGAACAGAACGCAAUACGUAUUCGCUGUCAAACAGCACGCAACUGCAAAGCCAUAAAUCCCGUGCAAUUCACUGCAAUGCCUGGGUGCAGUGGAACACACUGUAGCAAAAUGGCAUCAAGACAAAAAAGCAGAGCUGUGCAACACAGUCAGACACAACUCCCAGGGAGAGGCCGUGAUCCACAGAUGGAGACUCUGCCGGCCCCAGAGCUCAGCUCCCAUUGCCAUGUCCGUUCCAAGCCAGCUAUUUAUAGCCCACCCCACCGCCCAGCCAUGUCGAACUCCAAGCAGCGCCUGAUGCAGGGCAUGCACCAGGACCUGAGCUGCCCCAGCUGCUUGAAGCUGUUCAAGGCCCCCGUGACGGCUGAGUGCGGCCACACCUUCUGCCUGGAGUGCCUGUCCCGGGCCGCGGCCUGCCCCACCUGCCAGGCCCCCACCAAGGUGGAGCAGCUGCACAUCAACCAGCAGAUGGAGCACCUGGUGCAAUGCUUCCGGCAGGUGCCCCACGACCACUGCGAGGAGCACAUGGACCCCCUGAGCGUCUACUGCGAGCAGGACCAGCAGGUCAUCUGCGGGGUGUGCGCCUCGCUGGGCAAGCACAAGGGCCACAACAUCAUCACGGCCGCCGAGGCCCACCAGAGGAUGAAGAAACAACUUCCCCAGCAGCAAAUUCAACUGCAGGAGGCACAAGUGCGUAAGGAGAAAAUGAUCACUCUGCUGAACAGACAGAUAGCAGAGGUGGAGGACACGGUGGUGCGAUUCAAGCAGCAGGUGUCGGAGCAGCUGGGGGUGAUGCGCGCCUUCCUGGAGGUGCUGGAGGCCUCGCUGGGCCGGGAGGCAGAGCGGGUGCAGCAGCAGGCCACGGCCGUACUGCGGGAUGAGCACAAGACCAUGGGCCACUACCUAGACCAGCUCAAGCAGAUGGAGGCCGUGCUGGGUGAGGUGCAGGAGGAGAGCCAGACCGAGUUCCUGAGGAAAUACUGCCUGGUGGCCAGCAGGCUGCAAAAGAUCCUGGGAGAGUCCCCACCAGUCGCCCGGAUGGACGUCCAGCUGCCAAUCAUCACAGAUGACUUCAAGUUCCAGGUGUGGAGGAAGAUGUUCCGUGCACUGAUGCCAGCUCUGGAGAACCUGACCUUUGACCCAGACACGGCCCACCCCAACCUGGUGGUGUCGGAGGACGGCAAGCGGGUGGAGUGCGUAGAGCACAAGCAGCCGGUGAGCUCGGACGACCCGGGUCGCUUCGACAAGUCCAACUGCGUGGUGAGCCGCCAGAGCUUCUCCAGCGGCGAGCACUACUGGGAGGUGACGGUGGGCGACAAGCCGCGCUGGGCGCUGGGCGUUAUCUCGGCCGAGGCGGGGCGAAAGGGUCGGCUCCAGGCUCUGCCCUCCAACGGCUUCUGGCUGGUGGGCUGCAAGGAAGGCAAGAACUACGAGGCCCAUGUGGAGCAUAAGGAGCCGCGGCUGCUGCGGGUGGAGACCAAGCCCAGCCGGAUCGGGCUGUAUCUCAGCUUCGAGGAUGGGAUGCUGGGGUUCUACGAUGCCAGCGAUGAGGACAACCUGGUGCCGCUCUUUGCCUUCCACUCACGCAUCACCACCACUGUCUACCCCUUCUUCGACGUCUGCUGGCACGACAAGGGCAAGAACAGCCAGCCGCUGGUCAUCUACACGCCAGAGCCGGAGGCCUCCUAAUGGUGCCCCGCAGAGCCAGAGGUGCCAUAGCCACGCCCAACCUCGCCCCACGGAGCUGUGAGUGCUAUAACCAUGUUGCCAAAGGCGCUGUAGACUCGCUCAGCCAUGCUCUAUGCUGCCAGAUAUGCCCCAGCCAUGUCCAACCUUGACCCAAGAUGCCAGAGCGGAAGGUGCCACAACCACGCCUAACCAUACCCCACGUCACCAGAAGAGCCAUGACCAUGCCCAGCCGGCCCUAUGUCACCAGCUGUGCCAUAACCUCACCCCACAUCCUCACGCCAUACCCAACCAUGCCACAUCGCCAAGUGAGCCACAGGCACUCCCAACUAUGUCACCUGGGCUGGCGGUGCUGAAACCACGCCAAGCCACACCCCACAUCCCCAGAGAAGCCGUGCCCUGCCAUGCCUCGCUAUGCCUGACAUCACAAGACCAGGAGGUGCCUCAACCAUGGCCAACGUCGCUGGAAGUUCCAUAACUAUGUUGUCAGAUGCUCUGUAACCACAGCUAACCACAUCCUACAUCGCCAGUAGCUCCGUAACGAUGCCUUGUCAUGCUACCAUCAACAGAAGAGCCAUUAUCAUGGUCCCCCAUCACCAGAGGUUCAUGCCCCCAUUACCAAAGGCAUCUCAAUCAUGCCCAAGCAUGUGUCCAUUACCAGAGACUCCCUGGCCAUGCCCACAUAGCUGGAAGUACCACAGCCACACCCCAUGCCAUCACUGCUCCUCCACACAUUCGGAUCCCAUGUGGCCCAACUCCAAGCUCCCUGGGACGGGCAGUGACCCGACGUGGUUCCAAGCCUCCGGGAUCUGUACAGCCACUGCUGGGCUCUGAGCAUGUUCGCAUCCACCCAGAUACGGUCUCCAAUAAAUCAUGGUCAUGUCCACUCUG